This is a messenger RNA of Lutzomyia longipalpis, 4598 nucleotides long. RefSeq names its product 3-hydroxy-3-methylglutaryl-coenzyme A reductase (gene Hmgcr). Bases 875 to 3583 code for a protein of 902 amino acids. Lineage: Eukaryota; Metazoa; Arthropoda; Insecta; Diptera; Psychodidae. Gene Ontology annotation, biological process: coenzyme A metabolic process; sterol biosynthetic process; isoprenoid biosynthetic process. The transcript is spliced from 8 exons. Gene Ontology annotation, molecular function: hydroxymethylglutaryl-CoA reductase (NADPH) activity; protein binding; NADP binding. Gene Ontology annotation, cellular component: peroxisomal membrane; endoplasmic reticulum membrane. The record is from RefSeq and is a predicted model, not a curated record.
ACUUUCACUUCAACCAACGUGACAUGUGUCAAAAAAGAAAAUAAGAGGAGGAAAAAAUUAUAAAAACUCGAUUAAAAAAAAGCGUGCAACGAAUUUCGGGGGCCCAUGUGCUGAAGAGUGCAGCUGGGGAGGCAACGAUAGCUUCCCCCCACCAGCAAUCAGCAGCUGAAGAGCCACGCAGUGUGUCUGGUGUGGAUGGAGAGAGCCACCACCUGGCUCUCGUGGAAUCGUCGUCUCUUGUGGUCAGUCUGAGUGCAACUUUCCGUGCGUCCGGAAGUCUCUUCUUGAGCCCCCACCCGUGUUGAGAGUUUUUUGAACGUAAAGUGCAACGGAGUGUGCAACGAAAAAGUCUCAAACUGUGCAGAAUAAAUCGCCUAUCCUGCUUCUCCGGAAAAGAGAUUUUCAGAACAAAUAAAAGGAGUUUUACAGUUAAUGGGUGAUUUAUCCGCCGCAGAGAGACCGAAUGUGCUUCAUCCUGGACAUCCGUACGCCUCCGCCACGGUGACAAUGUUUAUGUAGCAAAAGUUUGGUGCGUGAAAGUUCUCGUCUUAUUGGAAGCUCCACGACAUUUCCCACGGGAAGAUUACAUAAGAGGGAAAAGCACGAGGAGGAAAAGAAGUUGAACAAUCUCUGAACUUUAAUCGUGUGACUCGAAUUGCAUCGCAUUGUGAGAGAGACACGCUAAAAAGAAAGCCCCCAAACGGUGUGAGUGUGAUACAAAAAAAAAAUUAAUUCUUCAGAGUGCUGCAAGAGAUUGCAAUUGAGGACAAGGACUCCAAUCCCCAACAGACUGCCCAAGUCUCCGAGUCAAGAAUAAUAUAAUAAAGAAAAAUUAGAAGAACUUUCUGGUGGAAUUCCUCUCUGAGGAUUUACAAUGAUGGGGCAGUUUUUUCGUGCCCACGGCAAAUUUUGCGCCUCCCACCCAUGGGAGGUGAUUGUGGCCGUUGUCACAUUGACCCUGUGCAUGACCUGCAAGAGUGGCGACAACCAAUCGCCACCGGCCGCUGUGCGACAGGCACACCGUCAAUGCCAUGGUUGGGAUUGGCGGGACACGUGUGAAGAUCAGGAGCAAGCUGAGUACAAUGCAGCCGAUGUGAUCCUCAUGACGGUGGUUAGAUGCUCAGCUGUCCUGUAUUGCUACUACCAGUUCCGCAAUCUUCAUAAACUCGGUUCCAAAUAUAUCCUCGGAAUUGCUGUACUCUUCACACUCUUCUCUAGUCUUAUUUUUAUGUCGACGGUUUUUUACUUCCUGGGAAGUUCCGUCGCUGAUCUCAAGGAUGCAAUGUUCUUCUUCCUGCUACUCGUUGACCUGUCAAAGGUGGGAAUUCUGGCACAAUUAGCACUCAGUGGUUCAAAUCAAGGUGAAGUAACGAAAAACAUUGCACGUGGAAUGGAAAUUCUGGGCCCGUCAAUUUCUCUGGAUACCCUCGUGGAGGCUCUUGUGAUUCGCGUGGGAACCCUGUCGGGGGUCCAUCGCCUUGAACUUCUCUGCGGGUUUGCCGUGAUGUCCGUUGUGGUGAAUUACAUCCUCUUCAUGACCUUCUACCCAGCAUGCCUGUCGCUCAUUUUGGAGCUGUCGCGCAAUGGCGUUGAUGUGGCACGUUCCGUGAAGGUCAAGGGGAAGGAUUCACUUCUAACACGUGCCCUGUAUGAUGAGGAUCAAAAGCCAAAUCCCGUCGUGCAGAGAGUUAAAAUUAUCAUGUCAACGGGACUUAUUAUUGUUCAUGCUCACAGUCGAUUCACAUUUUCGGAUAGGGAAAAUGAAUCAGACACCGUCACCCUAUCAAAUGCCCCACAGAGUGUUUCACUGAAUCGCACAGAACCAACAGAUUUUACAGGAUACAUCAUGAAAUGGAUUACAAUGAGUGCCGACCAAAUAAUCUUCAUGGUGGUGAUAAUUGCUCUUCUCUUCAAAUACAUCUUGUUUGAGGAUCGUGCUGAUCUUGCGGAUCAGUUGAAAUUGAGCGAAAGUACCCACGAUGAUGGUGAUGGGGCACAAUGCAAUGGGAAUGGGGGCGUUGAGAUUAGAGUCACAUCCACGGCAGAAGGUGAUAAGGGGAAGAAGAAGAACAAGCCCCUCUUCACGCUCGAUGAUACGACGUAUGUGGAUGAGAUGACUCAGACGGAUGAUAUUGUGUGGGAGUUGGAGCAUUUGGAGCAGGCACCGCUUGUCCGGGAGGAACAGACAAAUCAUGCCCCACGUUCACUCCCGGAAUGCAUUGAGAUUCUCAAUUCAAAUGAUCGUGGUGCUAGUCUCAGUGAUGAGGAGAUCAGGAUGAUUGUAAAGGCAGGCGGUGGGCACAUACCACUGUACAAUAUUGAAAGUGUUCUCAAUGAUCCAGAACGUGGUGUGAAGAUUAGACGACAAAUUCUAGCAACUGAGGCUCGUUUUCCCUACGAUGUGUUCCAGAAUCUCCCCUACAGAGGCUAUGAUUACUCCAAGGUGAUGAAUGCAUGCUGUGAGAAUGUGUUGGGGUACGUCCAGAUUCCAGUGGGCUAUGCAGGGCCUCUUCUGCUCGAUGGGGUGCGCUACUAUGUGCCCAUGGCAACGACGGAAGGAGCCCUCGUGGCAAGUACGAAUCGCGGAUGCAAAGCUCUAAUGUCGCACGGGGUGACGAGUGUUGUGCAGGACAUCGGGAUGACCCGUGCCCCAUGCGUGCGCUUCCCCAGUGUCCUCCAGGCAUCCCUGGCAAAGCGCUGGAUUGAGACUGAGGAGAAUUAUGAGCGAAUUAAGUGUGCCUUUGACUCAACGAGUCGCUAUGCGCGUCUGCAGGAGAUUCUCAUUGGCAUGGAUGGGCCAACGCUGUACAUUCGGUUCCGUUCGCACACGGGUGAUGCCAUGGGGAUGAAUAUGGUGAGCAAGGGAGCUGAAAUGGCACUAAAGUGCAUCCAGGAGCAUUUCCCCGAAAUGCAAAUAAUCAGCCUCAGUGGGAACUUUUGUUCGGACAAGAAGCCAGCAGCGGUGAAUUGGAUUAAGGGUCGUGGGAAGCAUGUUGUGUGUGAGUCAAUAAUCCCGGCGGAUAAGCUGAGGACGAUCCUCAAGACGAAUGCCAAGACACUGGUGCAGUGCAAUAAGCUGAAGAAUCUCGUGGGGAGUGCAAUGGCGGGCAGUAUUGGGGGCAAUAAUGCCCAUGCAGCCAACAUGGUGACAGCCAUUUUCAUUGCCACGGGACAGGACCCAGCGCAGAAUGUGACCAGCAGCAAUUGCAGCACCAGCAUGGAGGUGUGCGGGGAGACGGGAGAGGAUCUCUAUGUGACGUGUACGAUGCCGUCACUGGAAGUGGGGACAAUCGGCGGGGGUACGGUGCUGCCGGCCCAAUCGGCGUGCUUGGAAAUGUUGGGUGUGCGAGGGGCGCACGCCACCCAUCCGGCGGAGAAUGCCAAACGACUGGCCCGUAUUGUCUGUGCCACCGUGAUGGCCGGGGAGAUUAGUCUCAUGUCGGCCCUCGUCAAUAGUGAUCUAGUCAAGAGUCACAUGCGUCACAAUAGGUCUUAUAUUGCUAUUAACUCAGGAACACCAUCAAGGGUGAGUAGUGCAACGGGAGAGAGUUUCCUGAAUUUGAAUAAAAAUCCAAAGAUGUAAAAUUUUGGGGAAACUUUGAGUUGAAAAAAUUUGAACAAAAUCAUUGCAGAAAGAUUAAAAAUCAUAAUUAAUUAAAUUUAUGUAGAUUAAUAAGAAAUUAUAUAUUUUUUGACGUAGGAAAAGAAAAUUAAAUUGUAAAAAAAGAAAUAAUUAAAUUUUCAUUAUAGGAGUGCAAUUUUUUUUAAGAAAACAAACUUUAAAGCGAUAGAAAAAAGAGUCGGGGAUAUGUUAAGAACAUGGGAGGGGAAAUGGGAUAAAGUGUUAUGAAUAAAAUAAAAUAAUUUUGAUUCUACAUAAGAAUGUGGGUGGGAAGAAAUUAGAAUAUGUGUUUUAGAAAGAGAAGAUAUAGAAAAACUUACAAAGUGAAUAAAUUCUUUUUUUUGUGAAUUAAUUUAGAAAAUGAAAGAAGAGAGAAAAUUUCUAAAAGUUUAGAUUUUUAAGAUUGUUUUCACUUUUUUUUUAAAGAUAGUUAUUAUAUUUUUUUUUUGCAAAGAAGAAACAUAAAAAAGAAGAGAAAAUAUAACACUGCUGUUGGAUUAAAUUGUUAAAAAACAGUUGCCAUACGUAUGAAAGAAAGAAAUGCCUGUUACCAAAAUAAUAUUAAAAAAAGAAGAAAUUAAAUAAUUUUUUUCUGUGGAAUUUCAAGCACAAAAUUGAGUGGUUAAAUACAAAACAACAGAGUUACUUACAAAACAUCAGAUACCAUUCUAAGAUGGACUAGAAAGUCUUCCAUUUGAAUAACUUUUUAUGUAUAAAUUGUUCUUGAGUAAAUUUUAAAUAAGAAAAAAAUCUUUCAGAAAGAAACUUUUUUUUUCAGCGAAGAUUUCUUUCCAAAUGUUGCCUAUUUAUUGUCCCUUCGUUAACUUACUACAUAUUAGAAGAAGAUUUAUUUAAUUCAAUUCCACAAACACAAACAAAUCCUUCUCGAAAUUACAGAAAAAAAAGAAAUGUAAAAAAAAAUACUUAAACAGAGUAAAUAAGAAAAAAAAGAAAUAAAAUGAACUUGAAAAUAUAA